UCUUUUUAACUUUUUACAGCUUGGCAAAAAGGCUCCCCACCACCAACUCUGAUUUUUCAUACUCCGCUCUCCCUUUUCUCUAUUCUUAAAAAGCUCCCUUUGCUCAUGACUCAUGACUCAACCCCUACCAACAACAUCAUCAAUCCCUCUCUGCAACUCAAAAGAUUGCACUCCUUUCUCCCAAAAACCAUGCAGCAGCCGCAAAAUUUGCCCAAAAAGAGACUACUCAUUUUCCACAAGGUCUCAAAUCUUCUUAGAAUCUCCAUUCUUGUUUCUAAAAUGAGGAAACCUGCCAUUCCCAAGCUCAUUUUCCUCAAGAAAACAAGAAAAUUUAAAAGGUUCAUGUUACUCAAGCAGAACAACAGCUAUGGGUUUCUCAAAGAUUAUGAGUUCUCUCCUUCAAGUAAUCCUCUCAUUCGCCGCUACAAAAAAAAGUUCAAGAAUGGUAGCUAUAAAGAUAAUAUAUACUCCAUGUUUUUCCUCUGUAGACGCUUGGGUGGAAUGAAAGCCGAAGAAGGAGAAGUAGUAGAUUUUGCAUUGCCAUUGCAAACACUUCCUGCAGCUACCAUUCCUGAGGAAUAUUUGCAGCCAUUGGAUUUAGGGUAUGAUCAGGAAGAGUCCGUUGAUCAGAGGGCUGAGAGGUUUAUUGAGAGGUUCUACCAAGAGAUGAGAAUGCAAAGGCAGGAAUCAAUUUAGCUAUAAUGGCGUCUGAAAAUUUCAAUUCCAAAUUCUUUGUUUGACUAUUUAUUUUUUCAAUUAAUGGUGCUGAUGAUCUCCACGGAAUUUAUAUAUUGUGGAGAAUAUUUCUGGGGUUUUUAGUUUGUUGUCAAAUCUGUUGUGUGGAGAAAAAUUUUUAUUUCUUUGAAUUAACUGAUAAGAAAAUGAGCCAUUCUUUUUCCUAUUAUUAAUCUCUCUUUUUUAUUUUUAUAAACUUCUAUUAUUUUUUCACAUCUCAUAAUGUAAGGGAGUGAGAUCAGUCAAUAGAAAAGAAUGUCUCCUUGUUCGUCAUAA
This is a messenger RNA of Hevea brasiliensis (rubber tree), 1011 nucleotides long. RefSeq lists its product as uncharacterized. NCBI's taxonomy places the organism in Eukaryota, Viridiplantae, Streptophyta, Magnoliopsida, Malpighiales, Euphorbiaceae. The record is from RefSeq and is a predicted model, not a curated record. Bases 106 to 696 code for a protein of 196 amino acids. The transcript has a single exon.